GGACGCUUCCCCGUUCCGUCGCGCUGCCCGGACGUGUCUGAAGCGUGCUGUGGAUCUGUCUACAACAUGGAAACUCAGAAUUCCAGUUUAACCUGUGUCAUCUGCCUGGAGUGUUUCAACUACCCAGUAACCAUCCCCUGUGGUCACACUUUCUGUAAAGACUGCAUCAGCAUGUACUGGGACACCAAGAGCAAGUCCAACAUCGGCCCCCAGUGUCCCUUCUGCAACGAGCAGUUCAGCACCAGGCCCAGUCUGAACCGCAACACGUCCCUGUCGGUCCUCAGCGAGGCUGCACACAGCUCUGCCUCGUCCUGCAGACAGCCUGAGGUGAGGGCAGGCGAGGGGCUGACGGCCACGCUGCUGUGCCCUCGACAUAAAAAGCCUUUCGUUUAUUACUGCAGGCAGGACAAAAUGCCUGUGUGCUGCCAGUGUGGCAUCGCAGAGUGCAAACACCACGAGACGGUCCUGUUGGACACACAGAGGGACAGUCAGGAGCUGCUGCUGCAAAGAAACAGUGAAGAAGUGGAGAAACUGCUUGAAGACACACAGAGAAGUAUCAGUGAGCUGACUGACAAUAUCAACCAAGCUCAG
Austrofundulus limnaeus is the source of this 591-nucleotide messenger RNA. RefSeq names its product tripartite motif-containing protein 65. Gene Ontology annotation, molecular function: zinc ion binding. The record is from RefSeq and is a predicted model, not a curated record. Lineage: Eukaryota; Metazoa; Chordata; Actinopteri; Cyprinodontiformes; Rivulidae.